AUGGAUCAUCCAGGGAAGCAACACAAGACGAAGGUGGAGAUCUACAUAGAGUGGUUUGACGAAACAAGUUCCAGCAUCAGCAUACCAGCAGGAAAAUACUCCACCAACUAUAAGUAUAAAGCGGAGACAGAAGCUCUCCAACAGGCAGUCAGGGUGCUCGGAAACAGUGAGUGUGAGGCCACACACAACGCGAAAGUGAUACCUUUGACUGACGCAAAAUCAGUCCUACAAUCCAUGGAGAACAACAAGAGUACUGAACUCAAUGCCCUAACAAGAGCUAUCAUGGCACAAAACUCUUCAGCCUGCAGAGUUGUUUUGCAAUGGAUUCCUGGGCACGUCGACAUAUUUGGAAACGAAUGUGCCGGCGAACUGGCGAGGAAAAGAGAACAAAUGGAACAAACCCCUCCCAGCCCCAACUACCAGAAGGCUAAAACACUCAUCAAGCCAGCAAUUCAUGCUCAAUGGAACGAAGCGCACCGACAACACAGAAGAAAGGACCCAAUUUACCAGCUCCCAAGAGCAGACCAAGUGAUAAUCCUCAGACUCAGAACAGGACACAACAGGUUGAAGCAUUGUAUGUUCUCCCGAUUCAAGACCGGUGAUGGACCCAACUGUCCCUACUAA
Aplysia californica (California sea hare) is the source of this 624-nucleotide messenger RNA. RefSeq lists its product as uncharacterized. NCBI's taxonomy places the organism in Eukaryota, Metazoa, Mollusca, Gastropoda, Aplysiida, Aplysiidae. The record is from RefSeq and is a predicted model, not a curated record. Bases 1 to 624 code for a protein of 207 amino acids. The transcript has a single exon. Gene Ontology annotation, molecular function: nucleic acid binding.